UGGCGCUUGCUCCUAGGUGCAGAAGCGAGAAGAGAUGCAGCUUUAAAGCUCGCAGCGUUACGGUGGAGAUGAAUCAUCAGUCGCGGCGGUGCAGGAGGAAGGUCACGGCCGCUGCCUCUUCCUCCGCCGCUGGAUGUGCCCAGCAUCGAGAGAAAUGAGCAAUAACCGCGGGAACGGGCGGGGGCGGCCCGGGGCUGCUUGCAGCCGGGGAACGUGGCAUCCCACCCCCAGCCCUUCCUCCUCCUCCUCCCUGCAGGCUCCAGCAGCCGCCCCGCAGCGCCGAGGCGGGGCCGGAGGCCGAGGCGGGGCCGGUGGCGCGGCGAUGGCGGCGGCGUGUCCGCGGUGGCGGGAGCGGCUCUUCGCGCUCUAUUUCCUCUCGCACAUCCCCAUCACGGUGCUGAUCGACCUGCAGGCGCUGCUGCCCGCCGGCCUGCAUCCGCCCAGCCUGACAGAGCUGCUGCAAUGGUACGCAGCCACCUUCAAGGACCCCAUGAUGCUGCAGCCCCCGGAGUGGUUUAAAGCCUUUAUCUAUUGUGAAGCCUUGCUCCAGCUGCCUUUCUUCCCGGUGGCAGUGUAUGCCUUCCUGAAAGGUGGCUGCAAAUGGAUAAGGACUCCUGCAAUUAUCUAUUCCACCCAUGUGGCAACCACCUUGUUUGCCAUCCUGGCACACAUCCUGUUCCACGACUUCUCCAAGUCGAAGCACCUGGGCCCUCAGACACAGCACGAGCGCCUGGUCCUGCUCUCCAUCUACCUGCCCUACCUGCUCAUCCCACUCCUCAUCCUCUUCACCAUGCUCUACAACCCCUACUAUAACCACGUGGAGAAGAGGAAAAGGAAGUAGUCUGCUCCUAAAGCUGUAUGUCCGACACUCAUACUGGUUUUGGUUCAGGCCCUGUGUUGACCUGGUCCUCUGGGACAAACACCUGUCUCACCUGGCUGGCUGCAGCAGCUGUUACCAGAGCACCAAGCACCCACCAGAACAUCGAGGUGGGUGGCAGUCCCCAGCCUCCCUCAGACAUCAGAAGCAGCUCUGGCAGCUCAGUUCCCUGUGGUGCCUGGGCAGGUGCAGGAGAGAGGCCCUGGCUGCUCUCCCACUGCCAGCUGUGGUACUGUGUUGGCAGUACCAGUACGGUUGGAAUGGGAAACGAACUUCCAACCAUUUGAUGUGGGGGAACAAACUACAGCUGAUACUUUUCCCAGGUGACUGUUACAGUACCCUUUCAGAAAGAAAUUUGUCUUCCAGGAGCACAUUCUGCAAAACCCCUGAGUGAUUGUACACAGAUUUACAAGGCUCUGGCUUUGGAGCAUCUCAAAUUAGAAUCCUUAACUCUCUUCCUUUGCCUUCCUUUGCUCUGCUUUGAUUUUGAUUAAUUCUGAGUGUCUGAUCAGUGGUAAGCCUGUCAAAAUCUGCAUUACUGGAGGCUUAAAGUCCACUUGGACAGUGAGGCACCCUUCCUAGAGGGCUCUGGAGCACUUCAGGAGCUGUAAACAAGGGUUUGUAAACUUCUCUUCCACAAAAUCACUCCUGCUAUGGAAAUAAAUCACUAAAGGCAUUAAGUAGCAUUUAAUCUUCUUAAGGGAAUGGCUCAAGGGAACUUCAAGCGACCAUGAGCUCACAGAGAGUUCCCACAGUAAAUAAAACCUACUACUGCUGGAAAGAAACCCAAGCCCCCAAGAAUUUUUGAGUUGUUCUGAUCUGCAGGAACCAAACUUGGAGCCUUGUGCAAGAUUCCAGGGCCCCAAGAAGGCUUCCCAGCCACUGCCUGUUUGAGGGCUGUGCUGUCAGUUGAAGCCUCCCAGGGCUUUGGGCAGUCCAGCAUCUCCUCCUUUGGUUGCUGACAGACAAAUACAGAAUGCAUCUAUUGGCACUUCAGUGUGAGCCUUCAGCUGUGAAAUGCCACUUUGGUAUUUAUAGUCUUUCCUGCUGUCGUUGCUGGCUCAGGGGGGUCAGCCUCCCUUUGCAGUCACCAACAGCACCAAGGAAAGAAUUCAGCUCUAUCAUGGCUGGAUGUACCUCAGGCAUAGCUUCCAGUCCUUCGUUCUGCCCUUUUGAGUGUCUGUAACUGCUCCAAACUGUUAAUUGUACAUUUCUGGCCCGCCCUUCCUAACUGUGGACAAAACUGAUCUGGUCAAUACAGAGAGAAGUUCCUGCU
Messenger RNA from Pogoniulus pusillus (Red-fronted tinkerbird), 2153 nucleotides. It is a transcript of the gene TMEM97, whose product is annotated as transmembrane protein 97. The transcript is spliced from 3 exons. Lineage: Eukaryota; Metazoa; Chordata; Aves; Piciformes; Lybiidae. The coding region runs from base 134 to 841 and encodes 235 amino acids. The record is from RefSeq and is a predicted model, not a curated record. Gene Ontology annotation, cellular component: endoplasmic reticulum.